Messenger RNA from Ictalurus furcatus (blue catfish), 3038 nucleotides. RefSeq lists its product as uncharacterized. The record is from RefSeq and is a predicted model, not a curated record. Lineage: Eukaryota; Metazoa; Chordata; Actinopteri; Siluriformes; Ictaluridae. Bases 87 to 698 code for a protein of 203 amino acids. Gene Ontology annotation, biological process: cell surface receptor signaling pathway; negative regulation of T cell proliferation; cellular response to lipopolysaccharide. Gene Ontology annotation, cellular component: external side of plasma membrane. The transcript is spliced from 6 exons.
ACUGUAGAGCAGAAGAGGCACGCGCUCAGGACGCAAUCACAGAGCCGGCUGUAGAUCCCAGAGCUGAACACAGAGUUAAAACAGCAAUGUCAAGGUCUGCUAUUGUGGUGUGGCUCUUGGCUGUGUCAUACAUGGACAGCAGAGCAGCAGAGCAAAUCCAGAAUAUGAGUGUCUCUACCGGGGAGAAUGUGAUAUUGCCAUGCCCUUGCCCUGAAGAUACUAAGAACCUCGUAUGGCAGAUUGGCGAAGAGAUAGUUGUGAAUCACUGUUGUGAGAAGAAAGAUCCACUACAUGAAUCCUAUGUGAAUAGGACCCAAGUCUUCCUGUCAUUUUCAAAAGGAAACUGCUCGCUACUUCUCCGUGAUGUGUCCAAUAACGAUAAGAGGACAUUUACAUGUUAUAUUUUUGAUCAGGAAAAAAGACUAAAACACAUGCAUGAAGUUAGACUGAUAGUUGAAGUUGCGAAGGAAAGUAACAGAAGCACUAUAAAUGAUCCGUCUACUACAACAGAGAGUCACGAUGAACCUCAUAGAGGAUUUUCAGUUGGAGUUCCCUUAUCACUGGUAAUGAUACUGGUAAUCCUGGCUGGACUGAUUGUGGUACUUCUUAUCAGAAAGCAUCAGCAGAGAAGACCAAGAAUGGAGGUGAAACAAGAUCCACAAGCAAAACUGCCUAUAAUGGACCACACACCUGUGUGACUAAUAACAUGACACAUUUUGGGUGAGCCAAUAAUUAUGGCAUGAAUUCACUGUGAAGACCACAUGGAAAAUGAUCUGAUCACCAACACAGGGCAUUAUAAAUCUGUAGACAUAUCAAUAUCCUUCUUUUUACUUCCGUAAAAAAUCGCUGUAAUAUAGUCCUUGCUUGUUUAAAGGUACAUACAUAUUGGUAUUUACAUACAUUUAACUGUCAGAUGCCUGCAUCCAAAGUUACUUAACAGUGAGCCAGAAUCCAAUAAAAACACUGAGCUGGCAGGCUCCUAAGGUGCUUGCUGAAUCGUCCAGAGAUUUCAAAUUCAAAUCCUGAUGAUACAUGUAUGUGGAGGAGGGUAGAUAUGUCUAUCCUCACAUGACUUGGAGGUAGCACAUGCUAGCUUUCACCCUCCCUGGUUAGGAGCUGUCAUAUUAUAGGGAAGUGCUGACUAGUGGGUGGGAAUUGGCAAAGAAAAAAGCAAAACCUUCAACUGUCAGUGGAGAUGAAAGUGCUGCAAGAUUUAUAAUCAACCACAAACAAAUGUAGAGAAGUACCAAUUUUAUAUUUAGUAUUUUCAUGACUGGAAUCAAUAUUCAAUUGGGUUUAACAUAUUUUCUAGUCCACUGCCAUAUUGUAUCCCAUGAAUGGCCAUCUCCAAAUCUGCAGCUGACACUGUCUGGGGGUGAACGAGUGGUCCAUGAGUAAUUGGGCAUGCAAGGGUGUAAAAGUGAGCAAUUGGGACAGUCCUCAAAACUUCAUUACGCUCCAGUUGUGUUCAGCACAAUGCUUUUACAAUGGCUUGGCAUUCAGUGAUAUUGGCAGAGAGUCACGAAACUGUACAGUCAUCAGUUAAGCAUUUUUGCCGAUUAAUACAAUGUUAAUCUUUCCAUUUGGAAAAAAAAGAAAAAAAGAAUGACAGUUAUAAUAAUAUUGUCAAGCCUACUAAAAACAAAUUGCUUAAUAUCACAGCAACAUAUUUGGAGGGUGAAAUCAGCUGAUUGCUCUCAUUAUAUAAUUAUGAAAAGAUGUACAGUUUUUUUACAAGAUUUGUUUCACAUAAGAUAUUCUAAGGCUGCUUUAUGACAAGUUUAGGCCUCUGCCUUGCUCUUAACAAAGCCAUCUGCUGUGAUUGGUCCUCAUAAAUAAUCACAAAAAAGGUUUUGGGUAAAAGACCUCUUCUGAGUUUGCAACAAUGUGGGGCUCACCAUAGAGUGCAGAAAGUUCACAUACAGGGCACAUAUGAACAUUUGAAGCAUAAAAUGAGAACCGGGACACCUUAUAACCUUGCCGACCUUCCAGUCAUGUGUAGAUGAGGGCCAUGAGGCUGUAGUUGUGCUGUUCAGAACAGUGUCAGUGUGUGAUGUUGAUUGAUAGGACACAAAUUGCUUCAAAGCACAUCUCCAUUUCACUUUUUGCUGCAUAAAAUUGCAGCAGACGCUUGCUGAGAAUCUUUUGGUUACUGUGAAGAUGUCAUAUAGUGGAAUGUACAUUCCAACAGCCAGUACACAGUAAAUUGGAAAAAGUGGGAAUCUGUGCAUCUCUGAACAAAUGCAUAAUAUAAUUUCUGCAUGAAGCACUAACUGGUGCUACAAAUGUGAUUUACACUUGAAUGAUAUGUGGUUAAGUGAUUUUCAUGUGAAAAUAUUUACUUUCCCCCCAGUAAUAAUCUCUUUGUAAUUUAAGUAAGCUUGGCUUUUUCCUGGGCAGGAAGCCCAGAACAGGAAAAAACAAGUAUCAGUGUUGACAUCUGAAAUGAGUAGGUUUAACAAGAUGAGAACAGGAGAUCAUUUUUCAUUUAUUAACAUUUAAUAACUUAUUACCUUAUACCUUUUAUUUUGUCAGUGAACCUCCCUUCACAAAAUAUUAAUAGAUUAAUAAUAAAUUGAUGUAAGAAAUAAAGAAAACUAGUUAAAGAGUGCAAAGAAACUCUGGUUAAAUCAGGGAAAAUGAUGGGCUAUACCUUGGACCUCUGUACCAGCUGCUGCAUUACAAUAUACUUACUACUUCUAGUUUCAAAGGUCACCGGUACUUGAUAUCUCCCAUCUGUAAAUUAUAAAGGAGAUACUAUAUGUACAGAAAAUACGAUGGCCCCCAUUUUUAUUUCGUGCAAUUAUUGGAAGCUUUCAGUUAUAUGCAGUUUGUGUAGUGUUGAUCGGCAUCUGCGUUACCGGCAUUACUACCGCACUUUUCAUGUACACCUGGGCUUGUUUUCUUCGGGUAUGUUUUUAUUUUAAUACUCCCUAUGGGAUAUUUUGCUUGCUUGUAUUUAAUACAAACACAACACAAUUGUGAAGUGUAUUUUCAUAUGCCUGUAAUGCUAAUAAACUUUACAGUACUUUUCUAUA